CUUGGCUCAACUACUCCUACAGAGUGCUGCUACUGUCAAGAAUCCAUAUCGACUGAAGUCAAAAUACCGAAUUACCAUCAUAAACUCCCCGUAGGCACCGCCGGAUGAACGUUUUGGAUCGCGCUGCCACGGAAUGGCAUUCCGGGAAAACUCAUUGCCACCCGCUUGUGCCGGCUCUCCUCAGAAACAACUGGGCUUGACUUCGGCUUCGGAACCCGGGCCAAAAAUCUCUAGUCCAAGGCGGAAUCUGGAGCCAGCCCGUCUACAUACUAGCGCUAAGAUUCGUCCACGAGCUCGGCGAAAAACAUGCGGAUCUCCAAGUCAGUGCCUGGGGGUUGUAUGUGUGUAUGUCAAGAAUCUGUCAGCUUUUGAGACGAGUUGCAGGGUGCAUGUCUGUUGCUGUCGCCGGCAUAGGAUCCAUCACUCAGAAAUGACCAAUGUACAGGUAAGCUUUCACACGCUGCAGCAGGCCAUGUAUCUACUGAUGAUCCUUAGAUGGACAGUAAUGCUACCUGAUCAAAUUUAUCAUCAUUACCUCUGUUAUUACUACUGCGCUACAAAAUCUCUGAUGAUGCUUCUUCCCCCACACCCGCCCGCCGUCCAUAUCCGCCCCUCGUCCACGGAACAGUCCCGCUAUUGUCGCUUUGGCUCCAGCUUCUCCUCACUACGGGCUGCCAAAUACCCGACUUCUGUGGCCGCCAAUGCGGAGAACUGGGUCUACGGCAGUGGAUUCGGCCAUUGACGGCUAAUGCACCGGCAAAAAUAUAGACACGAGCGACUAUACAUAAUAGCAGUGAGGCCAUCACUAAUGUAUACCCGCCAAUCUUUCCGAAAGCCUAGUCUUUCCGAGACGUUUAUUCUUUUUCCUUUCUCUUCUUCUUUCCUCCUUUCUUAUAUCCCAUCCCGUCUCUCUCUCCCCUAGUAAUAGGCGGUACAUUCCACGGUAUAGUCUAUACGCGCGC
Messenger RNA from Trichoderma asperellum CBS 433.97, 962 nucleotides. The record is from RefSeq and is a predicted model, not a curated record. NCBI's taxonomy places the organism in Eukaryota, Fungi, Ascomycota, Sordariomycetes, Hypocreales, Hypocreaceae.